CAGUCCUUAUUGACUUGGCACAGAAGUUGUCAAAAGACAAGAAGGUGUUAAAUGGGUUAUCCAUGGAUCGCACUUCAGCCUCCUAUAAGAUGACAUAUGGGCUGAAAAGAACCUUUCACACUCAGACAUUGCAGAGUAUUCGUGAGCAAGAAUUCUCAUUGAACAUUGACGAGGCAACAAGCAACAACAACAAGAAAGUUCUCUCAGUACUUGUAAGUUACUUUUCUAAGACUGAAGGUCGGGUUGUUGUUGAGCACCUGGCUGCAUUAGAACUUGAAAAUUGCAAAACCAGCACAAUCUUUGAAGCGCUGUGCGAUCUUUUUGAACUUAAUCAAAUACCAUGGACUAACUUGGUGUCAAUCCUCAUGGACUCAUGUGCAGUAAUGCGAGGAAGCAAAAAUGGACUCGAGCGUCGCAUAAGGGAGGAAAAGGCUCCAAACCUUCUGGAUAUUGAUGGGGAUGUUUGUCACCAUAUUCACAAUGGGACUAAAAAAUUCUGCGCACCAUUUGAUUCCUGGGUUGAGGAUUUGUUCUCAGCAUUAUGCACAGACCACAAGUACUGUGUAGACCUACGUGACAGCCUAGCAGAAGUCUGCAACCUUCUUGGCAUAAAAUUUACAGCUCCAGAACGUUUCUUAAGUCAUCGUUGGCUUUCAGCCUAUGAUUUGGCUGUGAGCACAUUGCGGAUGUGGAGUGCCUAUCAGGUAUUUUACUAUGCCUUUAUCGACAAGGCGUUCAAAGCAGACUACUGGCCAGUAGUGAAGGCCAUCCUUGUUGCCUGCAAAGUUAGCCAACCAGCAAAAGAGCAGAUAAAAGCCAUUAUUGCAGAAGUUGGUGCUAAAAAAAUGACCGCUGAUGGGCAGAAGAGGAAAAAGGAGAUUGUUGAAAAGGUGAUGUUCCAGGAGAGGAAGACCCUUCUGAUCCUGUACUUCUAUGCAUCUGUACUGCCCCUCAUGAAGCGAUAUGUUGUGCUGUUCCAAUCCAAGGAGCCACUGGUUCAUCGCCUGAAUGACGAACAAGUUGAUGUGUUCAGAGAGUUCUUGUCAUGUUUUGUAAAACAAGAACACAUUGUUAACAAGAACGGAAAACAGUUGAAAAACAUGGACUUGUCUGAAGACACUGGACUGUACUUGAGUGCAGAUGACAUGUUUGUUGGAUCAAAGGCGAAGCAAAUCAUGAAGGGAGAAACCAAAAAGGACAGCGUGUCAGAAAACUUCAAGAAGUUGGCAAUUACUUCAUACAUGGCUACUGGAGUGUACUUACAACAGAAGCUUCCAUUAGACAACCCUGUUCUGAGAAGACUGUCUGCACUAGAUCCGUUGGCACAUGGACACAGUGCAACCCUGAAGGCACUGAAACAACUGCCCUCCUUACUCCCCAACAGGCUGAACCAAGAGGAGACUGAUAGUUAUGAGGAUGAAGUGCACAGAUUUCAGGUUGACCAGCAUCUGCCAGAUCCAGAACAAAGACUGGAUGAGUGGUGGGGAAAUGUGUUUGUGGCAGGAAAGUACCCAGCUCUCAGCAAGGUUGCACUGCUUGCAUGUACUGUGUUCCAUGGGCCAAUGGUGGAGUCCUCUUUCAAUACAAUGGGGGACAUCAUAGGUGUUAAGUCAGCAAGUGUAACUGUGGAAACAUAUGCCUCAAUUCAAACAGUUAAGUACUUUCUGAAGGCAAGAAACACUACAGCUCUGUCAUAUUUUGACAGAGUAGAUGUCCUAUACAGCCCAGUCAAUCAUAUUUUGGCUGUAAACAUGAAGACAGCAAGUGCAUCAUACAGGGGUUCACUGAAAGCCAAGAGAGAAGAAACUGAUGAAAACAAUCGUUUGCUGGACAGAAAGACUCCCAAGCCUCUCAGUAAAGUCCAGACACUGCUGAAUAUGAGAUCACAGGCUCAGCAAGAAUGGCAAUCCCAUGAAGAUCAACAGAGAAAGCAGGCUCAGAAAAGACUUCUUAAAGAUCUGGCUUUUAAAAAAAGGAUCCAGUGAAUAAGUAAAGUUUGUGGAUGUUAUAUAAGUGUCUGAACAACAUUAAGUUGUAUAAAAGAGAGGCUAAAAAAGACUGCUUAAAGAUCUUGCUAUAAAAAAUACAGUGAAUAAGUCAAGUUUGUGGAUAUUAAAAAAGUGUAUGAACAACAUUUAUUUGUAUUUCAGCACAUGUUUAAAUUUAAAUUUUUAGCUAAUUAUAUUCUACAAAAAAUUGUGUAAGGUAUUUUGUAACAGAUUUUUGACAGAGAACUCAUGUUUUAGGUUGAUGCCAAGCCCAUUUAGAGCCAGGAGUUUUGAUGGUGUAUGUCUUUGAUUAAACAUGUAUUUGUGCAAACAAACAAAGGUUAAGCAUUCUAUUCAUUUUAGUAAUGUCAGUUUAAAAAAUGUUUUACAUGUUAUUAAACAUGUUCUAGUCUUAUUUAGGUCAGCAAUUGUUUAAUUUAUAUAUCUGUUGUUGUUUUUUAAUUUAUUUGUGCAAUUUAACAAAGAUUGAACAUUCUAGUCAUUUUUGUAAUGUCAUUAAAAAAAAUAUUUUCAGAUGUUAUUAACAUGUUCUAGUCUUUUAGUCAGCAAUAGUUUAAUUUAUAUAUCUGUUUGUUUAAUGUAUUUGUGCAAUAAAACACUGGUUGAACAUUUUAGUCAUGUAUGUAAUGUCAGUUUAAAAAAUAUUUCAGAUGUUAUUAAAAAUGUUUUAGUCUUUUUCUGUUAGCAAUUGUUUAAUUAAUGUAAAAUUAAUGUGCUAUCAAUAUAUCGUUAAAUGUCAAUGGAUUGGUAUGAUAAGCAGCAUGUUGUGUACCUUUGUCCAUGAAUGCCUAUUGUGAAGCACAUGUUGUGUUUGAUCUCAAAUAAUACUGUUUUCAUUGUACUUUGCAUCCUCAGUAUGUUAAAUGUGAAGUUUAAAAUGUUUUCAUAAAUAAAUCUUGUUAUAAAGUUAAAGGUGGUCAUUUACUUGUUUGUUAUAAGGUUUAUCAUUGUGUUAUUCAUGAAUUGAAAAAAAAAAGAAAAAAAAGAAGUACCUUUUCAAGCCAAAAAAGGGCUAAUUUCAGAAAAAAAAAAGUCUUAAUUUUGCUCAGGAAA
Molecule: messenger RNA, 3062 nt
Organism: Dreissena polymorpha
Lineage: Eukaryota; Metazoa; Mollusca; Bivalvia; Myida; Dreissenidae
Exons: 4
Coding region: 63-1985 (640 amino acids)
Source: RefSeq, a predicted model, not a curated record